This is a messenger RNA of Fusarium oxysporum Fo47, 1503 nucleotides long. RefSeq lists its product as uncharacterized. The coding region runs from base 218 to 1312 and encodes 364 amino acids. The transcript has 4 exons. Lineage: Eukaryota; Fungi; Ascomycota; Sordariomycetes; Hypocreales; Nectriaceae. The record is from RefSeq and is a predicted model, not a curated record.
GGUCUAUUCACCAGACUGCCGGGGCUUCUGGAACCUCUAAGAAAGCCCAUCAUGCAAGAUUCCGAUCUACUUCGGGGGGCUUGGCAAGGAUUUGCCAUUCUUUUUCCUUGCUUAAAGACCGUGUUCCUGUCGCAACCCUGUCUGCUUGUCUUUCUUGGCUGUUUGCUUGUUUCUCUUUGUUUCAGUCACCAUUUGACGAUUGGAUUCAGCACUCACAAUGGCGGGAUUCCUAAUACCGGAUCAUUACGUAUUCGUGAAGCCUAGCACUACCGAUCAAUUGGUCGCCAGUAUCAUCUGGGGCUUUACUCUCGCUGUUGGAAUCUUCGCGGGCCAGAAGGCGGGAAGGCAGACAUGGGAUCAAUGGAAGCGCACAGGACGGGCUAAGGCCUACGUCUGGAUGAUUUGGGCCGAAUGGUUGGCGUCGAUGUUGAUUGGAGUCUUAUCGUGGUGUUUUAUUCGUGGUUACAUUGCUCCCAGCUUCUGGAUCUACUUUGUUCUCCUGUGCGCCUGGGUUGUCCAAAUUCAAUGCAUUUGCGGAAUCAUCAUCAACCGAAUUUCUCUUCUUAUGGUCGACAGACGAAACGCCAUCAAGAUUCGAUGGAUAACUGCCGUUAUCCUUGGCCUCAUCAACAUCAGUGUCUUUUGCAUUUGGAUUCCUUCUCAGCUGCAAAUCUCCCAGCGUUACCAUGAUAUCAACUACAUCUGGGAUCGCAUUGAGAAGGGUCUCUUCCUGGUCAUCGACGCAACACUUCACGGCUACUUCGUCUACCUUAUUCGUAUCAAGCUUAUCGCCAAUGGCCUUACCAAGUACAAGCCUCUGAUGCGAUACAAUCUUAUCAUGAUUGUUAUAUCCAUGAGUUUGGACGUCAUUCUCAUUGGUAGCAUGUCCAUCGGCAACGGUUUCAUUUACGUGCAAUUCCACCCUCUUGUCUACAUGCUCAAGCUUCACAUUGAGAUGAACAUUUCCGCACUCAUCGUGCGAGUUGUUCGUGCGACCGGAGAGCACAGCUCAUACCCCGACGGUACCGAUCUGCGCUCCAAAGUCAGAGCCGCCGUCACGAACAAAAAGUCGGGUAACUCCAAUCGCACAGGUGGCACAGGAAAGGGCGCCAUGUUUUCGUCUACGGGGAGAAACUUGGAAGUGCGCAUUGACGCAGGCGGCCAGAUAACCGACAGCGAAAACAGACCCCAGCCAGCGGGCAUCACAAAGGUCACACAGACGCAUGUAACAGUCAUGCCUAAGCACGACGAGGAUGAUGCCAGCUCACAGUCCUCAACGCGGCACCUUAAGGAUCCUUACUCGUAUCCCUGAUUCACUAGGGCUGACGGGGGGUUAAAAGAUGGAGACGGCAUUUCGGUGACAUUCUCUGCCUGCCAAGCAUAGCGAACUACGCCACAAAACGUGGCAUGGAGAUUAUAGAAAUUGGAAGGCCUAGAGUUAUAGAAACGAUCACUAGCAUAACGUACUUAAUUAAUAAUGGAUAUCUCGACCUUAAAGCGCGA